This is a messenger RNA of Rhododendron vialii, 900 nucleotides long. RefSeq lists its product as uncharacterized. The record is from RefSeq and is a predicted model, not a curated record. Gene Ontology annotation, molecular function: nucleic acid binding; zinc ion binding. Lineage: Eukaryota; Viridiplantae; Streptophyta; Magnoliopsida; Ericales; Ericaceae. The coding region runs from base 1 to 900 and encodes 299 amino acids. The transcript has 2 exons.
AUGGACCGCGAUGGUCAACAUGAUAAUGCUGGAGGUGGAAAUCCUAGCAUGCUAACCAUGGAUGGUAGAUUAUUUGAAGCGAUAGUGCAGUUAACAACUCAACAUGCAAAAUAUUUCGAGUCUCAGGCAGCCGCACAAGUGAGUUCUUCGGGGGCACACACUGAGCGAGACACCAUAUAUGGUCGGUUUAAAAAGCUUGGGCCUACAGAGUUUGAUGGACCGCCUAACCCUCUUGAUGCCGAGGAAUGGAUGAAAAAGUUAGAGGAAAUCUUUCAGAUAAUGGCUGUGACGGAUGAACAAAAGGUUUUAUUGGCUACCUUUAUGUUAAAAGGCGAUGCUCGACGUUGGUGGGAGGUUAUCAAACAAAGAUUGUCUGCACCAAUGGCAAAUCCUGAAAAUAAUGAUGCUCCUCCUAUACUUGCAGUUAUCACUUGGGCUAUGUUUACCAUAGCCUUCCAUGAAAAGUAUUUCCCAAGGAGUUACCAAAUGGGUCAGAGGCGGGAAUUUUUGAAGUUGGAGCAGGGGAAGAUGAUGGUAGCAGAGUAUGAAGCUCGGUUUACAACCUUAUCAUGUUUCGCUUUGCAUCUUGUUAGCACAGACGAGGAUAAAUGCAGAAUGUUUGAGGAUGGGUUGAAUAUAAAACUUCGGCCUUAUGUGCGAGCGAAUGUGUCAAAGCAACAAAGUCAGACGGGUUCUACUUUUUCUAGUGGUCGCAGCAAUGCCCUUACAUGUCAUAGGUGUGGAUCACCUGAUCAUUUUGUUCGAGAUUGUCCUGAACCAGAAUCAUUCCGUAGGUGUUUUAGAUGUGGGGAUCCGGGACAUUUGGCUUCAAGUUGUCCCAGAACAUCGAGGUCUGCUUCAUCUUCGGGUAGCGUUCAGAUGGGUGGAGGUACUUCUUAG